AUGGCGAUCGACUACAACCACCUCAUCAACCAGUUCGGCACCAAGCACAUCGACGACGAGCUCCUCGAGCGGUUCGAGCACCUCACGGGCCGCAAGCCUCACCUCCUCCUGCGUCGCGGCACCUUCUUCUCGCACCGCGAGCUCAACCUCAUCCUCGACCGCUACGAGCAGAAGAAGCCGUUCUACCUGUACACCGGCCGUGGCCCGUCGAGCGACUCGAUGCACCUCGGCCACAUGAUCCCGUUCGUCUUCACCCAGUGGCUCCAGGACGUGUUCGACUGCCCGCUUGUCAUCCAGCUCACGGACGACGAGAAGUUCCUGUUCAAGUCGAACCUCAAGCUCGAGCAAUGCCACGGCUUUGCCUACCAGAACGCCAAGGACAUCAUCGCGUGCGGGUUCAAGCUCGACAAGACGUUCAUCUUCUCCGACCUCGACUUUGUUGGCGGCCCGUUCUACCGCAACGUCGUCAAGAUCUCGCGCUUGAUCACGGCGCGCCAGAGCCAGCAGACGUUCGGCUUCAAGCUCGACGACAACGUCGGCAAGUGGCACUUUGUCGCGAUCCAGGCGACGCCGUCCUUCUCCAACUCGUUCCCGCAAAUCUUUGGCGACAAGGCCGACAUCCCGUGCCUGAUCCCGUGCGCCAUCGACCAGGACCCGUACUUCCGCCUGACGCGCGAGUGCGCGCAGCGCCUCAAGUACAAGAAGCCGGCCCUGAUCCACGCAAAGUUCAUCCCGUCGCUCCUCGGCGCCCAGAGCAAGAUGAGCGCGUCGGCCGUCGAGAGCUCGAUCUACAUGACCGACUCGGCCAAGGAGAUCAAGACCAAGAUCAACAAGUACGCGUUCUCGGGCGGUCAGACGACGGUCGAGGAGCACCGCGAGCUCGGCGGCGACCCGGACGUCGACGUCAGCUUCCAGUACCUCACCUUCUUCCUCGACGACGACGCAGAGGUCGAGCAGAUCCGCCAGGACUACCGCUCGGGCAAGCUCCUCACGGGCGAGCUCAAGCAAAAGACGAUCUCGCUCCUCCAGGAGUUCGUCAAGGCCUUCCAGGACCGCCGGUCCAAGGUCGACGACGCCCUCGUCAAGUCGUUCAUGGACGGCACGCGCCAGAUCGACCCGACGCUGCGGUACGGGCCCGGGUGCACGGGCGAGAAGCCCAAGGCGCCCAAGGCGUGAGCAGGAGAGAGCCAUGGGACCGAUGAGGACGAGGAACGUAGACGACGCAGUGCAUCUCGAACUUUGCUGUACUUCUCUC
Messenger RNA from Rhodotorula graminis WP1, 1255 nucleotides. RefSeq lists its product as uncharacterized. Lineage: Eukaryota; Fungi; Basidiomycota; Microbotryomycetes; Sporidiobolales; Sporidiobolaceae. Gene Ontology annotation, cellular component: cytoplasm. The transcript is spliced from 7 exons. The coding region runs from base 1 to 1176 and encodes 391 amino acids. Gene Ontology annotation, biological process: tryptophanyl-tRNA aminoacylation. Gene Ontology annotation, molecular function: tryptophan-tRNA ligase activity; ATP binding. The record is from RefSeq and is a predicted model, not a curated record.